GCUCUCCCUGCAGGUGUUAAACCGGCAGCAGCCGGGGGCUGCACCGCCCCUGCCCUUAGGCCAGCUUGGCCAACAAAACUGGCCCAGCCGGGGCCCAUCACCCGGUGGCAGUCAUGCCCUUCUGCGCCCCCUCCCUGGGCAGCAACCCACUCGGUGGCCUCUUCUUGGCUGGGAGCAGCUUUUCCCCCGUGGGGCCGUGGCUGGGAAGCAGCCGGGGGCUUCCCGACGGAGCCCAGGCUUAGGGUGCCCACGCAGGACUCUACCUUCCUUCGGCCACCAGCGGCUUUUCAAGGCCAGGCCCUGCCCGCUUGGGCCCUUCGCGCUCCCUGCCACCCUUGGUGUGCCCAACGCGGCUGACACCUGCCCCGGGCCGGCAGGAGGGCGUCCGCCAAAGCCUCGGCCGGGCCCCCGCGGCAGUAGGAACCUUCGCGCGGCGGAACGCGAGGGCGCGGGGGCGGUUUCCGGGCCGGGCCGGAGGGAGGCUGGGCCGGGCCGGGCCCGGCCCCGCCGCCAUGGCCGAGGGCUUGGCGGAGCUGGAGCUGUUCCGCCGCCGCUGGCGGGCGGAGCUGGCUGGGGGCGCGAAGCGGCGGCGGCAGGAGGCGGCACCGGAGCCUGCGGCGAAGCCCGAGAGCAGCGGCAGCUCGGAGCAGGGCGAGCCUGGCUACCUGGCGCUGGCCCGCGGCCUGCUGGACGGCGGCGCGCAGCCCGGCCCGGCCCGCCGCAGCCCGCCGCCUGCCCGCCCCGCCGAGGAGCCCGCGGGAGGCGGCGACGGCAGUGACGAUCUGCUGGGGCAGCUCAUCCGGGACCUGAAUGAAAUAAAUGAGGUUCCUUUCUUUGAUGUCCAACUGCCUUACGAACUGGCACUGAAGAUAUUUCAGUACCUGGGCAAGACUGAAUUGGGAAGGUGUGCUCAGGUCAGCAGGACAUGGAAAGUCCUUGCAGAAGAUGAAGUGCUGUGGUACCGACUGUGCCAGCAGGAAGGGUACCUGUUGGAUGCCAGCAUCUCUGCCCACUGCUCCUGGAAGCUGGCCCUCAAGAACUGCCAUGCCAGGGAGCGCACUUUGACCACCAACUGGAAGAACCGCAUCGGUGCUGUCAGCCAGCUGCAGUACGAGCUGGGAAAAGUCCUCUGUGAUGUGCACUCCUGGGAUGGAGUUGUCAUUGCUGGAUACACAUCAGGAGCAGUGAGGCUGUGGGACACUCGCACCUGGGACUACACAGCCCCCAUCCUGGAAGCAGUGCACGGGCCCGGCGAUGCUGGACCUCAGCCACAUGUCUCCUUUGUGAGGAUAAACAGCUCUCUGGCUGCAGCAGCUUACGAGGACGGAACCAUCAGUGUCUGGAGCCUGCUGCUGGGCCGGGAGCCAAUCCAUCACUACCAGCACAACCAAAGGGUCCAGGCUCUGGCUCUGGCUUCAGAGGGUGCCACGGUGGCAACGGCGUCUGGCUUCCAGGUCAAAGUGGAAAGCCCUAACGACAGAGGAGUCUGGCAGACUGCUGGGUCAUUUGAAAUCCAGAAAUUGGUCAACUUCCUUAACGUGGUCCCAGAUGUGUCAGGGAGUCCAGUGACAGUGGCAGCUGCAGAAGACAUUGUCUACCUCCUGAAAGCAGAGGCUCCUGGCAAAGUUCUCCAUUCUGUCUAUGGGCAGCCUGUCACAUGCCUCGAUGUGUCUGCCCAUGAAGCAGCCUUUGGGGUCAGAACCUUUGGCUGGUUACUGAAUGAGCCCAACCAGCUCCUUCUUUACAACCUGGAAACACGUCAGUGCCUGAGGAAGAUGGGCAGCUCCAUAGGCGACUUCACGUGUGUCAACCUCCACAACAGCCCUCCAAACAUGCUUGUUACAGGCAAUAAAGACAGAAGGGUCAGGGUGUUCGAUGUCCGCCGCAGCCAGGCCCUGUGCUCCCUCUAUGCCCACCAGCUGGGGGUGACUGCAGUGCAGAUGGACGACUGGAAGGUAGUCAGUGGAGGAGAGGAGGGCUUGGUCUGCGUCUGGGACCAGCGGAUGGGCACCAAACUCUGGGAAAUGCAUGCCAGACACCCAGUCCGCCACGUGUGGUUCAACUCCCACAGCCUCAUCACUGCCAACAUCCCCGAGGAGAAGGCCCCCCGAGGUGCCACCGCCAUGGAGGACGACUUCACCGCGCACCGCAAGCACCGAGGAACCAUCUAUGCCUACGAGUUCUGGGUGGAGCACCUGGCUGCGGAGAGCGUGCUCCCCAUCUGCCGCUCCUCCUACGACGAGAGCGCUGGCUACAACUACAACAUCGGCCUGGCCGUGCCCUACGACAGCAUCUAGAGGGCUCACCUCACCUGGCUCCCGUGGGCCGGCCCCUGCCAGCUCUGUGCAGCAAAGGCCCCCGCGGUGCUGCUGGCUGCGGGCACGGCAGAUGGGCAGAGCCUCUGCCGGAACCCCGGGGGGGUGGAGCAGAACAGGCAGUGUGGCUGCCCUGCAGCACUGCUGCACCCAUGCUCAGAGGCCCACUGUGGUGGAACAGAGAGGCUGAAGAGUGAGGGGGAGCAGCACAUUGGAGUGUGGACAGCAGUGUUCCUGCUGCUGCUGCUCCCUCCUUAGCAGAGGCCGUGCUGGGGAAGCCAGAGCACCAAAGCCCAGUGUGCAGGCUGGGAGCACAUUGCCUGUCCUGAGAGGGGAGAAAAGCCACCAGGGACUGGGGAAGGCAUCCUGCUGAGCCAGUGCUUGAAUUUCUUUCCUUGUGAUUUGCUGCUGGCUCUUCCCUUCCUUAGAGUGCACCAGAACGUGUCUGGGACCAGGACAAAAGGUUACAGCAGUUGGCAGAGGGAAGGAGGAUGGAGGGAGAGGGGGAGGAGAAGGCUGGGCUCAGCCUGGCUGGGUGCUUGGGAGCUCUGCAGGCCACCCCCACCCAAAAGAAUUUACGAUUUUAGUUCUCUACCACUGUCAUGAAAUGCUUCUUAAUUGUCUCUGCCUGUGGCUGGGCAGGGGGCUGAGCUGUUCAUAAGGCUGGCUGCUGGGAACUGGGACAAAAGGCUGUUGUGGCUCAGGGGAGCUGUCAGCUCUGCCCCAGGCUGCACCAUGACCUUCCUCAGCACCCAGAGGUUCGUCCCUGGGACCUGGGUUUCCAAUGCUGUCCUCACUUCUGAGCUGGGAGCUGAUGGUGUUGGUGGAGUGAAACAGAGAGGAUGGACUGGCUGCAGUCCACUGAGGUGUGGAAAAGUCCAGGCUGAAGAAUCAUAGGAUGACAGAAUGGCUCAGGCUGGAGGGACCUCAGAGGUCAUCUGCUCCAACCUCUCUGCCACAGGCAGGGACACCUCUCCACUAGACUUGGUUUUGGAAGGCAGCUCUAGAGUUCACCCACAGUCUUCUCCAGGCUGCACACCUCCAGCCUCCUCAGCCUGUCCUCACAGCAGAACUGCUCCAGCCCUUGGAUCAUCUUUGUGGCCUCCUCUGGACUCACUCCAGCAGUUCCAUGUCCUCGUCAUGGUGACACCAGAACUGGAGACAGGAUUGGAGGUGAGGUCCUAGCAGGGCAGAGUGAAGGAGCAGAAUCCCCUCUCCUGACCUGCUGUCCACACCUCUCUUAGUGCAGGCCAUGAGCGUGGGAGGAAGGGCUUUGUCCUGAGCUGAGGUGGCACUGACAGGUAGAACCAGUUUGGGGAGCAAGAGCUGCAGUCCUCCAUGGCUGUGUCUUGCCAGUUAAACUCGUUUGGUUGUGACUUGCUGUUGUGACCUUCCUGCUGCGAGCCCAAGCUGUGUGAGCGAGGUUUGAAGGGAGGUGCAGUUGUGAUGUGACUCCUUCUGCUGGCCUAAUGGAAUCAGUUUAAAGUCAGCUGCUGGGGAGGGGUGCAGGAGACAUGCCCAAACCUGCAGGGCUGUCACCCUGGCCCUUAACCGGGCACUGAGGCAGCAGCAGGGCUCAGUGCUGCUCUUCUCCUCCUGCCUGGAGAGAGGUGGAGUUCACAGCUCUUCUGAGGCUUUGGCUGGGGCUGGGUGGCCAUGAUGAUCCCAUGACCAACUUCCAUGGCUGUUCCAGCUUCAAUGCUGAGCUCUUUCCUCGUGAUGGAAGGAGUGCAAGGAGCAAAGUGAUUGUGUCUGCCCAAUAAAUCUUAUCUUUCCUAAA
Molecule: messenger RNA, 4095 nt
Organism: Pogoniulus pusillus (Red-fronted tinkerbird)
Lineage: Eukaryota; Metazoa; Chordata; Aves; Piciformes; Lybiidae
Gene: FBXW8
Product: F-box and WD repeat domain containing 8
Exons: 11
Coding region: 513-2297 (594 amino acids)
Molecular function (GO): protein binding
Source: RefSeq, a predicted model, not a curated record